Messenger RNA from Acipenser ruthenus (sterlet), 2220 nucleotides. It is a transcript of the gene rnaseh1, whose product is annotated as ribonuclease H1. Lineage: Eukaryota; Metazoa; Chordata; Actinopteri; Acipenseriformes; Acipenseridae. The transcript has 8 exons. Bases 286 to 1224 code for a protein of 312 amino acids. Gene Ontology annotation, molecular function: nucleic acid binding; RNA-DNA hybrid ribonuclease activity; magnesium ion binding. Gene Ontology annotation, biological process: DNA replication, removal of RNA primer. The record is from RefSeq and is a predicted model, not a curated record.
AGACAGCAGCAAGAGCUGAGAAGAUAUUUGAGGUCACAGGAAAGUGGGUGUUGGUUGUGUUACAGCAUUGAGAGAGCAUUUUUGUUCACAAAUAGGAUAUAGAAGGAGACGGGUGUUUUAGAAGUAGUUCAGUAGUCUGAUAAGUUGUGGUGUGAGUUGAGGUCAAGUUUAGUGUUUGUUUUUAAAUAUAGAAUGUAAUUCAUUUCAGUAACUGUAUUGUUAUGAGCUGCUACAUCUUCACGCUUUAAAUAUGUACAACUGAAAUCAUGUAUUUAUUAUACGGAUAUGGUAAAUCUGAUUCUCAGGGUUGACGUAAUGAACAAUCUGAUCCGCUUUUUCAAUAUUGUACACAGAACCGUGCGUCUUGCGACCGCUGAGAUGGUCAAAGGGAAGUAUUUCUACGCCGUAAGAAAAGGAACGGUACCUGGUGUUUACGAUUCUUGGGAUAAGUGUAAGGCUCAAGUUGACAAAUUCCCUGCAGCUAGUUUUAAGAAGUUUGCAUCAGAGGAAGAGGCCUGGGCAUUUGUGGGCAGCAUUGCUUCGAAGCUGGGCACAACAUCAACAACAGACUCUGCUGACAGCAAUAUAGAUUACACAGACAGUGAAUUAGAAACAAUAUUUGCCAACACUAGUGGAGUGAAGAGACUAUAUGAUGAUUUUUCUGAAGAUGGAGAGCCUUCUGCCAAACGCAGGAAAAGCCCAGAAGAAGAAACUGGAACUGUGUGUGCUACUCAGACCACAGUUGGCAAAGACAGCUUUACUUAUAUGGGGGAUGCUGUGGUGGUCUACACAGAUGGCUGCUGCUCGGGUAAUGGUAAAACCAAAGGAGCUAGGGCUGGGAUUGGAGUGUACUGGGGGCCAGAUCACCCUAUGAAUGUAUGCGAUAGGUUACCAGGGAGGCCAACUAAUCAGAGAGCAGAGAUACAUGCUGCGUCCCGAGCAUGUGAACAGGCUAAGAGUAUGAAUAUCAAGAAAAUUGUUAUCUACACAGACAGCAUGUUCACAAUCAAUGGUAUUACAAAGUGGAUAUCUAACUGGAAGAUGAACGGCUGGAAGCUAAAAUCAGGAGGGGAGGUCAUUAAUAAAGAAGACUUCCAGCGGCUAGAGAAGGGCAUACAAGAUCUGGAGGUUGUUUGGAUGCACAUUCCAGGCCAUGCUGGUUAUAAAGGAAACGAGGAAGCUGAUCGGCUGGCAAAGCAGGGAGCUGCCAAGCCAGAGAAUUAGGCUAGAGGAAUGUGAUGAAUAGUAAUGGCUGAUCUCUUGUAUAUUGUGCAGCUACUUCUUUUAUUUCUUCUGGAAGCAGUGUCUCCAGGUGCACUAGAGCACUGUUUACUGUAUGUAUCUGUGUAUGAGGGUCAUUUUUAUCACAGCAUCAUACCUUCCCAUAACCCACCAACCUUUGUUAAAAAUCUAAAUGGGGUUAUUGCAACACACGGUGAGAAGACAAAAAUGCUUUAGCCAAUCCCGUUGCUACAGUAGAGUACCUGUUUUUAUUUAGCGUUUUUGCUUCCUUGUGGUUUUGCAUUGCUUAACAAACGAACCGUCAUUCAUUGUUAAUUCAACCACUAUUCUAUUUGAUAACCUCAAGUUUACAUGAAACCUUCCUGACGUUCUGCACAUGAAGACAAGGUUAGGAACUGCAUACUGUACUACGAAAUAAUUAAUUGACACUUCUAGUCAAAUCGUGGUUUGUGACAAUUAAAAAAAAUUAAAUAAAAAAACCAUCAAGCUUCUAAUUUAAGAACUUCAAAAUGAUAUGGAACUCAAAAAGUGGCACAAAAUUAAAAAUGUAAUUUUGGACGAUGACUCUUUAUAUUUCAACAUUUUUUGUUUUCUUCCCCAAGGAAGUCAAGUAGUGUAAAACUAUUUUGCAAUUAGAAAGAAUUUCAAACAUUGUGGUAAGAUUUGUAACUCUUCAUAAUGGUUAAUUUAACAUCAAAUGACUGAAAUGGAGAAAGUUACAAAAUGUUGUUUUUUUGUGUUUUUAAUCUCACCAUGGUUAUUUUUACAAUGUGGUUUUUAUUUCCCUCCAAGGUGUGGUUACAUAUUUUUGUUCAACAACUUGGUAACAGAAGUUACUAAACUUGAAGUGCUGUAACUAAACCGUAUAAAGACAUAUGAUGGUAAAUGUCACUGUAUAUCUGUAUGUAUGUAUAUAUAUGAUGAUGAUCUUGUUUAUUUGCAAUAUUAUUAAAACGUAGUAUUUGAGUUUAACUGUCA